GUUAAAGGGACUGUGCAUCGUCGAUGCCGCCCUCGUCUUAGUGUGAUUGGUUGUCUGUUUGUUUGUUGAUUUGAGGGAGGGUGCGUUUUGCGCAGUCGGAUAAUGGUGUCUAUCCAUCUGUCAAGGGAACUGUGCAUCGUCGUCGUUGUCAGUAUCUGUGGUGCUGUUGGUAGUGUUGCAAGUAGAAGAAGGGAAGAGGACUUCCUCGCCCGUGAUGGGCUGUGGGUUAAUUACUUUAAUUAAUUAGAUCGCGCCUUUUCUUCGGAGCGGAUAGCUCUCUGUUGCCGUGGGCAGAACAGAAAUUAGUUGUUGUUGAGAGGCUAGUCUCCAGCGGAGGGAGAGCAAAAGAAGAAGAAGCGGGAGAGGAGUGGGGGAAGGGGGGGGAGGGGGAUGGGAAGAGGGAGGCAGGGUUCGGGACGAAGAAGAGGGUGGUGAUGUCGAUUUUUUUUUGGUGUCUUGUUAAAGAGAUGGCGGGAGGAUUGUCGAUCUGUCGGUCACGACGAUGGAGAAUCUCCUGUCUGGAUACGGUGUGUGGUUCCUUCUCCUCUCAUUCCCUUAGACAAUUUCCCGCGCACUUUUCCCGCGCGCUUUUCCCGCGCACUUUUCCCGCGCGCUCUUUUCGUUUCGCUUAAUCUCGGAAAUGAAAUUUGCAUAUGAAAGCCUCCUUCCUCUUCGGGGUUGUCAGAUGGACGGACAGGUCUGUGAACGGUAGGAUUGGUAGCGAGGAGUGAAGAGGAGGAUGUAUGAUUGCGAUUGCGGAAGUAAUCGGAGGAGGUGGUGUUUGUAGAGACUGGAUUGGAGUGAAUCUGUCCCCUGAUUGAAUGGCGUCGUUGCUGUCGAAAGUGGCUUUGUGUGAGUGCUUACUGCGACCAUCCACCAGGGGAAGCGCCCAUCUCAUCUUCCCCAAGUUGCUGAAGCUCUUGAGCUCUCGUGCAGCUCACUUUGAUCAGCACGGGCAAAUAUGGGAGAGGCUAUGUUUUCUUGAAUCUGACGAAUCCUGCCUAUAUAUGAUUUGCCUGCAAGGUGAUCAUGGCGGGAACACUCUCCGUUGAGCUUUUCUCAGACUGUGCCUCCGGAUUACUCAUCGAUGUGAGAAAAUCUGGAGCCUUUCGUGAACUCGCGGGCGGUUCGUGUUCCGUUUAUCUGUGUUGGGUGUGUUGUCAUGUUCUCUACUGAAGUCCACCGAAAAAUCAUGACUGUGCCAGACUGUUGCGUCGGACUUCCACCGACUCAGCUGGAGGUUGUCGUGCGUGUAUAGGAAACUCCAAAUGUCUAAGUGCUGCAUCCUCCCUGUUCGUCUACUCUGUGUGUGUGUGUGUGUGUGUGCGCGCGUGUGUGUGCGUGUGUGUGCGUGUGUGUGUGUAUGUGUGUGUGUGUGUGUGUAUGUGUGUGUGUGCGUGUGUGUGUGUGUGCGCGUGCGUAUGCGUGCGUGGGUGUGUGCGUGUGUGUGUGUCUGUGUGUGUGUCUGUGUGUGUCUGUGUGUGUCUCUGUGUGUGUGUGUGUGCGUGCGCGCCCCUGUCUGUGUGCAAAAGCAGCAAAAGCAGCAAAAGCAGCAAAAGCUGUGUGUGUGUGUGUGUAUGGGCGCGCCUGUCUGUGUGCAAAAGCAGCAAAAGCAGCAGAGACAGCAAAAGCAGCAAAAGCAGCAAAAGCUGUGUGUGUGUGUGUGUGUGUGUGUGUGCGCGCGCCUGUGUGUGUGCAAAAGCAGCAAAAGCAGCGGAUGCAGCAAAAGCUGUGUGUGUGUGUGUGCGCACGCGCCUGGGCGAUAGGGAGGUAGUGUAUUGGGAGAGAGAGGUGAAUUGUUUGUGGUUGUAUCGAGCGAAUCCGCUUAUGGAGGAGAGUGAGGUUCAGGGGAGGAUAAAGAGGGAGAGGGAGGACGAGCGGGACGAGGAGGGAGAGGAGGGAGAGGAGAGGGAAAGGAACGGCAAGGGUUGUGUUAGGGUAUCUCGUUCGGCAAGAGUAUUUUACUGUAUAAUUUAGUAACUGGCGUUGAAGCAGGAUAUAAUAAUAUAGCACCUGUGCGAUAGCAGGCUGUACUAGGGAUAGGGAUAGGGAUAGAGAUAGGAAAGGAGAGACUACUAUACUAUAUAUAGCACAACUUGUCUGUACUACCGGUAGGGGGAAUAGGGAAGAAGAUGAAGCGAUGAAGGCCCUUGGGGCUUUGGUCGUGAAAUAAUCUGUAAGGCGGGGUCUCGGCCUAUCAACGCUUAUUAGCGGCUAAGUGGGAAGAUUCCUCCUCCUCUUGUCAAGUUGAUGACGCGGCAUUUCAUGUUGUUAAUAUUAUUAUUAUUAUUUUUUUUUCUUUUCAUGAAGUGAAUUUUUCUGUUAUAAGUAAUUCAAGGGGACAAGGCCUAGAGCGUAUUGUGAUAUAGUAAUAAAUCAUAUUGGGGAGGAAUUUAUAUGCUGCUGAUGCUACUGAUUACAGAACGGAAUCUGCAUUUGUUACCAACUGAAAGAAGCGAAACGGAACGGAACGGAAUGGAACGGAAUGGAAUUUAUAUGCUGCUGCUGCUGAUUACGGAACGGAAUCUGCAUUUGUUACCAACUGAAAGACGCGAAACGGAACGGAACGGAACGGAAUUCCGGAAUCUGUAUGUGUGGGCGGCCCUCCACUACUCUCGACAUGCAGAAAAGACCAAAAAUAUGGCAAUGUAUCUUUCCGUGUUCUAGCGGUAGAUUCAUUCUCUGAUUUUGGACGUCUCGCGAGUAGUGGAGCGAGGCCUUGUUUCUCAAGGAAAACGAAAACGGAAUCUGCAUGCUUAAACGGAAACAAACGGAACGGACUUGC
Molecule: messenger RNA, 2785 nt
Organism: Chara braunii
Lineage: Eukaryota; Viridiplantae; Streptophyta; Charophyceae; Charales; Characeae
Source: the annotation of a GenBank genome assembly